AUGGCGUCGGGUGCCGAGAGCGCCGUACCAGGAGCGUCCAGGGACACUCCGGGUGCCAUUUACGACCCCAACAUCGGCGGAAGCAGCGCCCCGGCGCCGACGACCCUGUUCUCGCCGGCCAGCCGGUUCCCGGUCGGCCAAAAAGUGUUCGACACUCCGGGCCCGGGACAGUACUACAACCCGGCGGGGGCGGGAGCGUCAGCUUGUCGGCCGGCAGGGCCUGGAGUUGUGGCGUGGACCGGCAUCGACACGUUCGCAGACUCCGAGUGGAGUAGACCGGUGCCUCCGCCACGCCUUCGCCCCUGGCAAGGCUUCGGAAACGGCUGCAGCGUGCAAGAGCAUAUCGACUACGGGGCCUGUCUCGAUGGCCGCUGCUGCAGCCGUCAUUCCGUCGAGAAAAAAAACGCUCUCCUGGUGGCGCAGUUCUUAGACGGACAGCGACAACGGCGAUCGCCGCGGUCGCCGGAACCGGCGCGCGAAGACGCUUCUCCUUCGUCGAACUCACCGGCUACCCACAACGAAGACGGCACACCCUUGAGCUUUGCGUCUGCGGACGUCGGUGGCGGAGGAGGCGAAUUCGCUGUUGGGUCCGGGGCGGCAAGGGCCGCCGUGCGGAAGAGAACGCCGCUGCACUUUGCGUCAGAGAGGGGGGAACUGUCCCUCGUCGACAGACUGUGCUUUCAGGGAGACGACCGAAAUGCCGUGGAUGAGCGCGGCUUCACACCUCUUCACGACGCGGCGGAGCACGGGAACACAAGAGUCGUUAGCCGGCUCCUCCAAGGGGAUGAGAAUGAGGUGCAGCCAGCCGGGGGAGAAAACGCUCCUAGAGGCGCCGCGCCCAAGCGGCCUCGUCAACUUCCUGCCGAUCCGAACGUGCAAGAUGACAAGGGGAGAACGCCUUUGUAUCUCGCAUGCCAUCGCGGACACGAAAGAGCGGUUCGGGCGCUCCUUAAGGCUGGAGCGUGCCCAGACCUGGUUGAUAUCCGCGGGAAGCCUGCUCAGGAAGUAGCAGGCGCGCAGAAGAUAUACCAACUCCUCCAGUUCAAGGCCGAUGUGUCGCUCGUCAAAGCCAACAUUGCUGCCCUCGAAGGUCGACAGCGGAACGAGGAGCGACAACGGAAAAAGGUUGCCCAGGCGGCGGCGCUGAAGGAGCUCGCCGAUCUAAAGGCGGAAGAGCUGCGGCUGAAAGCCGCGGUGAGCGCGCUAGAGAACAAACGGGAAGCAUACGCUGCGGCCGCGAAGGCACAGUAG
Molecule: messenger RNA, 1251 nt
Organism: Ectocarpus siliculosus
Lineage: Eukaryota; Phaeophyceae; Ectocarpales; Ectocarpaceae
Source: the annotation of a GenBank genome assembly